Eucalyptus grandis is the source of this 543-nucleotide messenger RNA. Its product is annotated as protein CRABS CLAW. Gene Ontology annotation, biological process: multicellular organism development; floral meristem determinacy; cell fate commitment. Gene Ontology annotation, cellular component: nucleus. The coding region runs from base 1 to 543 and encodes 180 amino acids. The record is from RefSeq and is a predicted model, not a curated record. The transcript is spliced from 7 exons. NCBI's taxonomy places the organism in Eukaryota, Viridiplantae, Streptophyta, Magnoliopsida, Myrtales, Myrtaceae.
AUGGAAGACAAGGCGAGCAUGGAAGUCCCCCCGUCCGAGCAUCUGUGCUAUGUCCGGUGCAACUUCUGCAACACCGUUCUUGCUGUGGGGAUUCCAUGCAAGAGGAUGCUGGACACAGUGACGGUGAAAUGUGGGCAUUGCAGCAAUCUCUCGUUCCUGAGCACCAGGACUCCCCUUCAAGGCCAGUGUCUUGAUCAUCCCUUGAGCCUUCAGGGGUUUUCCAGUGAUUUUAGGAGAGGCCAGUCAUCAUCCUCCUCGUCCUCAACUUCGGGCGAUCAGCCAUUAUCACCCAAAGCUGCCCCCUUUGUUGUGAAACCUCCGGAGAAGAAGCACAGGCUUCCAUCUGCUUACAACCGGUUCAUGAAAGAGGAGAUACAGCGCAUCAAAGCGGCGAAUCCUGAGAUACCACACAGAGAAGCAUUCAGUGCAGCAGCCAAAAACUGGGCGAGGUACAUUCCACAUUCGCCUUCGGGAUCGGCUCCUGGCAGCAGUAGCCAUUCCUCCAAUGACUGUGGAAUGACCCCAAUAAGUCUAGAGAAGUAA